Messenger RNA from Pectinophora gossypiella (pink bollworm), 1612 nucleotides. RefSeq names its product all trans-polyprenyl-diphosphate synthase PDSS2-like. The record is from RefSeq and is a predicted model, not a curated record. The transcript has 5 exons. Gene Ontology annotation, biological process: ubiquinone biosynthetic process; isoprenoid biosynthetic process. Gene Ontology annotation, cellular component: transferase complex; mitochondrion. Gene Ontology annotation, molecular function: prenyltransferase activity. NCBI's taxonomy places the organism in Eukaryota, Metazoa, Arthropoda, Insecta, Lepidoptera, Gelechiidae. The coding region runs from base 439 to 1485 and encodes 348 amino acids.
CCUGCGCCGCCGGUACCAGCUGAUGGGCCGGCGCGGGCGCGGACAGCGGGGAGGACUCGGAAACACGAGCAGGCCGCUCAGUCUGCGAGGAUGAAUGAUUGCAACUAUACUGACGAUUAAUUAGUGAAUCGAAGCGUUCCGCGUUGUGAAAACUCAAAUUCACUAACUUAUCAGCGGCCAGCUCGUGCUUUCGAAUAGUUUUCUGAGCUACUUCGUAGUCCAGUGUCAUAUUUUCUAAGGAUUUUGUCAGUUUUUUUAUCUGUGCCUGGAGCUGAUCAAUUUCACACUCAUAUUUUUUUGUUUGGUUUUCUAACGUUACGGUACAAGUAUUAAUUUCGUUCAAUAGAUGUUGCCCCGUAUUAAACAAGUGGUGGUGUGAAGUUGAUGCUUGUGGUGAGUCACAAGUGAGGUUACUCUUUGAACACAACACCUCGUGAGAUGGGGUGGCGGCAGGGACCAAGUCAGGUGGGCACAAACCACCCACUUCUGAAAUCCGCCAAGAACCUUCUGAUCGGAUCGAAGAGCAACCUGCAGUCAGUAGGGCUGAUCAUCCUGCUGCUGUCCAAGGCUGCCGGCUUCAACGCCAAGGAUUACACCAGCAAUCAUUAUGAUUCAGGAGUACUCCACGCCCAGCGCGCGCUAGCAGAGAUUGUGGAGAUGAAGCGUACAGGCCACAUGAUCCACAAGACGAUGGCCAAUCUGCAGGAGAAGGAGAAGAUCGGGGACAAGUUCAAGGACCUGCUGUAUGGGAAUAAGAUUGUCUUGUUGACAGGAGACUAUCUGCUGGCGACCUGUCUGCAGCAGCUCGGUGGUCUGCGCAACAAUGCCGUCACGGAGCUGAUCUCCACCGGGCUGCGAGACCUGGUGGAGGGGGACUUUCUGGGCGACCAUGACAAAGAGAAUAACCCUCUACCGACACAGCCUAAAGGAACAGAGUCAUCAUCUCCAUACGAUUGGGAGAGCGAAAAUAACCUUUCAAAGUUGGGGUCGAACGAGUUCCUUGGACAAGGCAAAGAGGAAUGGAAGCUUCGUACCAUGCUGACGUCUGGGAGUCUCCUGGCUAAGGGUUGCCAAGGAGCCAUGAAGCUGGCACAUCGAGGAGAGCAGGUGGAGAGAGACGCUUACAUCCUCGGAGGGCAUAUGGCGUUAAUCUGGCAACUAUACCUGGACGUAAAAGACUUCUUCACCCAUCCAUAUUCGUACUCCUUGGUCGGCGCGCCAGUCCUGUUUGCCAUAUGGGAGUACCCUUCAGUCUACGGUCACAUUUUAGAGGCGAAGCUUGAGAGGAAACAGUUUCUAGAGUACAAGCAACUGUACUACGCUGUAAGAAGCACAAGAGCUAUGGAUUAUUUAUCGAAGUUUCUGGACCAGGAAUUGGAGACGAUCCUGAAAUACAGUGACAAGUUUCCCGUGGAAGAUGCGAGGACAGCUUUGCAGAAAAUGGCGACUACUAUUCAUACUGAAGCGAUCCAGUAUAUUGAAUAAUGAGAUGGUUAUAUUUAAUUCAAAUUUUUGAACAUAGAACACCGAAAUGCUGGCUGUUUCGUCGGCCAAAGUCUGUAUGUAAAAUCGUGCCUUUGCCUUGGAUUUAAAAAGUGAGAAGAUAAAAUGG